GGAGAGAGAGAAAAAAAAGAAGAGAGAAACGGAGAAAGAAAGAAAGAAAGAGAGAGAGAGAGAGAGAGAUCUCAGCAGUUCAGUUUGACUAGUUAGCUGGUAGUCAACCCGGAACGAGGAGUACUCCGUUUGGAAUUGAUCUAGCUUGGAUAUUUUUGGAUUGUAACAACAAAAAACAACAACAAAAAAAAAAGGAGUGUGCGACUAUCGGGAGGUUGUGAUCUGGACAACCGGGAUCUGGAUUUAUAAAUGGUUUUUAAUGUAUUUCUUUGUGAUUUAAAUCAGUUGUAAGGGUCUUAUUCACGUUGUUCUCUCCGUGCCGGGUUAGAAGAGAGGAGAUGUGAAGUCCAAAGUCCGAAACUAUUAUGAGUGUGUAAAGCGUUUUAGGGCUCCUUCUCUCUCGCCGUUCGCUUUUUAUAUUCAAUUCUACAUUUACUUAGUUCCCGUGUAGCUAUAGUCUACUGUCAUGAUAUUAUCAUGUGUGUAAAACAUUUGUUUAACCCUUCAGAGGCGUAGUGAACAUAACAGUUCUGCAUAUUAUUGACUACAUUCCCAGUAUGAAUGAAUUUUGAUUUCUCUAUGUCCAAUUUAAUCUUGUUGUCCAGUCGGCUGUGCAUGCUCUGCACGGCGCUCCACCAACGUUAAUGUCCUACAAAACUACAUUCAAAGUAGCUGUAAACGGUCCCUUUGGUGACCCGAAACAAGAGUAACCUAGAGGAGAAAACUCACAUCUAGAUUUUUAAAUUGUCGUAUGUUCAGGACGAAACGCUCAGGUCUUGUGCGGCGACUCUGGAGAAGCCGUUUGAUUCCACAUAGUGAAGGGGGACAUGGUGAAUAUAAUGGCCCAAGUAGAGAGGGAAGUCCUAGAGACGAUCUCUUCACAACCUGCUACAACCCGGAGAGAUUUCCCAAAACGGAUCUCCGACCGAUAACGGCAAGCGGGUCACCUGCAGGGGAUUUAGGUGGAGGAUGUGGCUUCAACUCGGCGGAGAGUUGCAGCAGCGGUUGGGACCAACAUGGGGGUGCUAUGUCGGUGACUGUGUGUGUCCCGGGGCCGGAGCCGGGGCCGGGGAAGGGUAACCCUCAGGCAGUGCAGGACAACGAAUGCAGGACGGUGACGUGUUGUUUAUUUAAAGACCGGGACCACUGUGAAGUUGAACCCAUUGCCCCUGGGAGGGAACCGUUACAAGACUCCUGUCAAUUUGUUUUGAGGAAACACGUCGGUGGAACUCGGGACAACGGUUCUCCAGAAACGAAUCCGCGCACCGUACUGGAGCAAGAACUAAAAACCGCAACAUAUUCUCUGUUGAAAUGUCUAAAAGAAAAAACCCUGGAUACUUUAUUGGAGGCGGUAGAGUCCAGAGAAGGGACGUGGAGCGAUUGUGUGAUGGUAUCCCAGACAGAGAUGAGUUUGGGUGGACAUACGGCCAUAUCUCCGCCGCUACUGCUGUGUAAACUCUACCGUUGGUCGGACCUCCAGCACACCGCCCAGCUCAAGCCGCUCUGUGAGUGCAGGAGUUUCGGGACUCUGGACGGUACCGUGGUAUGCUGCAACCCCUAUCACUACAGCCGGCUCUGCAGCGUAGAGUCGCCCCCACCGCCAUACUCACGGCUGUCCCCUUCAGAGGAACAAAAGCCACUGGAUGCCAGUAUGUCCCCGGACGUUUCCAAGCAGAGCCAGUGGUGUCACAUGGCCUACUGGGAACAUCGUGAGCGCGUGGGGCGUCUCUACCCGGUCUACCAAACCUCCGUCUCUGUCUUCUACGAUUUACCUCAGGGAACCGGUUUUUGUCUGGGCCAGCUCAGCCUCCACAAUAACCAUCAACUCUGUUCCACGGAUCAACCACGCUCCAGUACCGUCCAGCACACGCGCGCCAAAAUCGGUUACGGUAUCCUCCUCAGUAAAGAACCGGACGGGGUGUGGGCUUACAACCGGAGUCAACACCCCAUCUUUGUGAAUUCCCCUACCCUGGAUGUUCCUGGGAGCAGGAGUCUGGUUGUCAGGAAGGUGAUGACAGGAUAUUCUAUCAGAGUGUUUGACUGGGAGAGAUCCAGCAUGUUGAGGAGCUUGCAGCACGCAGACCCUAUAGAGAUGCUAGAGGGCCCCUAUGAUCCUAACAGUGUCAGAAUUAGCUUCGCUAAGGGAUGGGGGCCUUGUUAUUCCAGACAGUUUAUUACAUCAUGCCCUUGCUGGUUGGAGAUACUGCUCAACACCCACACAUAAUACAGAGAGAGAAUGAGAGAGAGAGAGAGAGAGAGAGAUUGAGAAUGAGAGAGAGAGAGCGAUAGAAUGAGAGAGAGAGAGACUAUACCACAUUUCAUCUACCUAGAUUUAAUAUAAAGUUUUAUAUAUUAUGUCAAACAUAUAUAUUAUACUGUAAGUAAAAAAUAUAUUAUACUGUAAAUAAAUAUAUAUUAUACUGUAAAUAAAUAUAUAUUAUACUGUAAAAAC
Molecule: messenger RNA, 2452 nt
Organism: Salmo salar (Atlantic salmon)
Lineage: Eukaryota; Metazoa; Chordata; Actinopteri; Salmoniformes; Salmonidae
Gene: smad6b
Product: SMAD family member 6b
Biological process (GO): SMAD protein signal transduction; anatomical structure morphogenesis; cell differentiation
Cellular component (GO): heteromeric SMAD protein complex
Molecular function (GO): I-SMAD binding; transcription regulator inhibitor activity
Source: RefSeq, a predicted model, not a curated record